Molecule: messenger RNA, 1744 nt
Organism: Hemiscyllium ocellatum (epaulette shark)
Lineage: Eukaryota; Metazoa; Chordata; Chondrichthyes; Orectolobiformes; Hemiscylliidae
Product: RNA exonuclease 1 homolog
Exons: 13
Coding region: 1-1410 (469 amino acids)
Cellular component (GO): nucleus
Molecular function (GO): exonuclease activity; nucleic acid binding
Source: RefSeq, a predicted model, not a curated record
AUGCCUGAAACUGCUCGUCACAUUCCUCCUGUGCUUUCCAUUGAUCCAAGGUUGUUCCCCAGGCUUAAAGUUUCCCAGAAUUCUUUCAGGAAACGUCCCAGUUCACACUCUAGCCCUAGCUGUAAUGUGUCUUUAAAAGAACAGGUUGCUCAAGACCAUGCUUCCAAAACCACACGUACACUUUCUCCAUUGGAAUCAGCCAGCCGUGUUCCUGCUCCACAGAGAGCUAGCUCAAAGCGAGGAGCUAAAGUGUCCAACACUGUGCGAAAACAGUAUCUUGGCUUUUUUAUUGAGGAGUUUUUGAAGACCUGUUCAUCUCGACAAGCAGCAGUUAAAAAGGCUAUGUCUGAAGAAAAAGUUAUUUUUGAACGUAGUGCAAACAAGUUCAUGUAUUUGAAUGUAGCUGUGCAUGCACUGAAGAUCUUGAAGAAUCUGGCGAAUCAAGGACCAAUGUCUUCAGAUGGUUGCCAGUCCUCUAAAAGGAAGAGACUUUCAUCAGGAACAAUUCUAGAAGGUGCUGCACUUUAUAGUGCUCUCAAGAGCUAUGUCUUAACUGAAGAACAGUUGAAGGAAAAUGGAUAUCCUCGCUAUGACCCUGAAAACCCAGGAACUGCUCUACUGUUCAAUGGCGAAGUAAAUAAAUAUAUUGCUGACUCAUUAAUCCAGGUUUGUUGUCGUUGUGGGAGACGAUUCUCUGUAACACCUGAUGGGAGUUACAUCUCCAAGGAAGAAUGUAGCCACCACUGGGGUAGGACAAUAAGACGGCAAGUCUCUGGUGGAUGGGAUGCUCGAUACAGUUGCUGUGGAGGAUCCUUGGGCUCUGUUGGAUGUCAGCUUGCUAAGUUACAUGUCUACAAUCAAAAAGAGAACCUUAAUGGCUUUGUGAAGACUUCCCUUAAACUGCUCCCACUUGAUGGGAAUCCUGGUGUUUAUGCAGUGAACUCUGAAUUGUGCUACACUAAGCAAGGAGGAACACUUUCUCAUGUAAGUGUGAUCAGUGCCAAUCUUGAAGUGGUUUAUGAUGUGUUUGUUAAACCUGACGAUGAAGUGAUUGAUUUCAACACCAGGUUUUCUGGUGUGACUCGAGAGGAUGUGAUGAAUGCAAAAACAACUCGUUCUGAUGUUCAUUCGGCAUUACUGACCAUGUUCAGUGCUGACACCAUUUUGAUUGGCCAUAGUUUGGACAAAGACUUGCUUGCACUGAAGCUUAUUCACAGCAUGGUCAUUGAUGUAUCAGUCGUGUUUCCACAUUCCUUAGGGUUACCUCACAAACGGUCCCUCAGGAAUUUAAUGGCAGAAUACCUCAGCCAUACCAUCCCAGAUAAUGUGAAGGGCUCUGAUAAAGCAUCUGCAUGCAUGGAACUCCUGAUGUGGAGAGUGAAGGAGGAUGCGAAGAGCAGGAAGUGGUGAGACUUGAUCGGAAAAACCAUAAGAAGAAUACUUCAGCCUUCAAAUUGUGAUGUCAAAGUGGAUGAUGUACUAAGCCCAUUCAUUGCCUCAUCUAAUUGAAUACAUAGUAUCUUUUUCAAUGUCCCAUUUAUUUGUGGUGAGAGAUGAUGAUAGGGGAGUGGUCCAGAAUACAAUAUAAGCUGGGCUCCUGGAAAUUUGUUGGUAUUUAAAACUUUUGUGCUAAAAGGAGGCCAAUAAAUCUCAUGUUUGAGAUGUACUUGAUUUCCAAGGAAGUUUGAAUUACUUGUGCACUGAUCAAUAUUUGGUAUGUACUGUAUGUAUAAUUGCUGUAAUA